Messenger RNA from Boeremia exigua, 1441 nucleotides. Its product is annotated as chorismate synthase-like protein. Lineage: Eukaryota; Fungi; Ascomycota; Dothideomycetes; Pleosporales; Didymellaceae. Gene Ontology annotation, cellular component: cytosol. Gene Ontology annotation, biological process: aromatic amino acid biosynthetic process; chorismate biosynthetic process. The transcript has 3 exons. The record is from RefSeq and is a predicted model, not a curated record. Bases 153 to 1376 code for a protein of 407 amino acids. Gene Ontology annotation, molecular function: FMN binding; chorismate synthase activity.
AUCAGCAACGUCGAUCCAGACUUUUGCUUACUACUUGAAGUACAAGACUCACAUAGGACUGAGAGCCUGUCAUACCCCAAGAAGAUAAUUGGACGCUUCUAUCACCUAAAACAGCUUCGCAAAGGGAGCAACCUCUCCACACCACCGCAGUCAUGUCGACAUUCGGCCAGCACUUCAAAGUUACUACCUAUGGCGAGUCCCACUGCCUCAGCGUCGGUGCCAUCAUUGAUGGCUGCCCUCCUGGCAUGACCCUUACCGAGGCCGAUAUCCAGCCCCAGAUGACCCGACGACGACCCGGUCAGUCUGCGAUCACAACACCGCGAAACGAGAAAGAUAAAGUCGAGAUCCAGUCCGGCACCGAGUUUGGCAUAACAUUGGGCACGCCUAUCGGCAUUAGGGUCAUGAACGAGAACCAGCGUCCAAAGGAUUAUGGCAACAAGACCAUGGAUAUGUACCCCAGACCGAGUCACGCAGAUUGGACCUACCUCGAGAAGUACGGUGUCAAGGCCAGCUCUGGUGGCGGAAGGAGUAGCGCGCGUGAGACCAUUGGACGAGUCGCUGCCGGUGCAAUUGCUGAGAAGUACUUGCGCGAGGCAUACGGUAUCGAGAUUGUCGCAUUCACAGCCUCCGUUGGCAACGAGUUCCUGUUCCCUCCCACACCAACGCAUCCUACCGCCUCAACCAACCCUGAGUAUCUAAAGGUAAUCGAUACGAUCGACCGCAAGACCGUUGACUCUUUCUUGCCCGUGCGAUGCCCACACGAGGAGAGCAACGAGCGCAUGGAGAAGCUCAUUGCUGAGUACAGGGACAGGGAGGAUAGCAUUGGCGGCACAGUGACAUGUGUCAUCCGAAACUGUCCGACCGGGUUGGGAGAGCCGUGCUUCGACAAGCUUGAGGCAAAGCUCGCGCAUGCUAUGCUUUCUAUCCCGGCUACCAAAGGCUUCGAGAUUGGAUCUGGUUUCGGCGGUGCCCAGGUACCCGGCUCUAUUCACAACGACGCCUUUAUCAAGGCACCUGCUGUCCCUGCAGGUGCUAACGGCACGUCGAAUUACCCACGACCAAGGCUCACCACCAAGACCAACAACUCAGGCGGUAUUCAGGGUGGUAUCUCUAACGGUGCACCCAUCUACUUCAACGUGGCCUUCAAGCCCCCUGCCACAAUCGGCCAAGCCCAGGCAACAGCGACUUACGAGGAGGCGGACGGUGUCCUCGAAGCUAAGGGUCGGCACGACCCGUGUGUGGUGCCUCGUGCGGUACCCAUCGUCGAAACUAUGGCGGCAUUGGUGAUCAUGGAUGCGGUUCUGGCGCAGCAGGCGAGAGCGGGUGCUAGGAGCUUGUUGCCAGCCCAUGCGGGUGUCGUGCCCGUUCAGAGGUAGAUGCGCAAGACUCUCUGCUAUGCCUUUGGUAUAUGUUAUGUGCAUAUGUAGACCCUGAUUUGGUG